GGGCGGGGGUCGGCGGCCCGGCCAGCCCGGCCCGGCCCGGGGCCGAGUCCUGAGCGACCGCCCUUGCCACUGCAGUUUUGGGACCCGGCAGGCCGGCCAUGGAGGCCGAGCGCCCUCCGGGGCUCGUUCCGGGCUGCGGGCGCCCCCCUCCCCGUGCCGCUGGCCGGGACCCCGCGGCCGCGCCCGUGUCGGUGCCCGCGCCGCCGCAGGGCCCUGCCGUGGGCGGCGGCUUUGCGGGCUUGGAGUUCGCGCUGCCUCAGGAGCCGGAGCCCCGGGCGGCGGACCUAGAGGUCCCGGGGACGUGGGCGGGGGCGGGAGCAGAAGCGGGGCCCCCGGCGCCGUCGGCAAACAUCCCGGUGCCAGCGCAGAGAGCCCCCCCGGGAAAAUCCCGGCUGGACGAGGUCAUGGCUGCGGCAGCCCUUACCAGCCUGUCCACCAGCACCCUCCUUCUGGGGGCCCCGGUUGCAGCCUGUAGCCCAGAGCCUGGCUUGGAGCCCUGGAAGGAGGCCCUGGUGCGGCCACCGGGCAGCUGCAGCGGCGGCGGAGACAGGGGCUGGGACCCGGCCAGUGACCAGUCCUCGCCAGCUACCCCUUCACCCUCGCUGCCCUCCGAGGCAGCCCACUUCCUAUUUGGGGAGCCUGCCCCAAAGAAGAGAAAGAGCUCCGUGCAGGUCCUGUUCCAGUGUCUGUGGAAGCGGUGCGGUAAAGUGCUGAGCACGGCCUCCGGGAUGCAGAGACACAUCCGCCUGGUGCACCUGGGGCGGCAGGCCGAGCCCGAGCAGAGCGACGGGGAAGAGGACUUCUACUACACAGAGCUGGAUGUGGGCACGGGUGUGCCCCCAGCGUCCCCCACGGCCUCCGUGCCACCCCUCUUCCCCGGCCUGGGGCUGCCAGAGCCCCCAGCCCUGUCCAGCCUGCUGCGCCCGCUGGCCCUGUCCCCGGGCCCCGUGCUGAGCCCCGAGGCACCGCACGAGGCGUGCCGAGGUGACAACGCCUACCAGGGCUGCCCGGCCCCCACCCGCCUGGAGCCAAAGCCCACCGCCACCAGGACCUGUGUGCCAACCCUGCCCUCCAAGCUCAGCGCCGGCCCAAGGAAGCCCCGAGGUGAUGCCAAGAAGUGCCGGAAGGUGUACGGCAUGGAUCACCGGCACCUGUGGUGCACAGCCUGCCGCUGGAAGAAGGCGUGCCAGCGCUUCCUGGACUGAGGGCCCCCCGCCCCCCCCCCCCCGUGCCAGCGCUUCCUGGACUGAGCCCCCCACC
Molecule: messenger RNA, 1260 nt
Organism: Hyaena hyaena (striped hyena)
Lineage: Eukaryota; Metazoa; Chordata; Mammalia; Carnivora; Hyaenidae
Gene: SLC2A4RG
Product: SLC2A4 regulator
Exons: 9
Coding region: 99-1205 (368 amino acids)
Biological process (GO): regulation of transcription by RNA polymerase II
Cellular component (GO): nucleus
Molecular function (GO): RNA polymerase II cis-regulatory region sequence-specific DNA binding; DNA-binding transcription factor activity
Source: RefSeq, a predicted model, not a curated record